Messenger RNA from Solanum tuberosum (potato), 2715 nucleotides. Its product is annotated as LRR receptor-like serine/threonine-protein kinase EFR. Gene Ontology annotation, biological process: protein phosphorylation. NCBI's taxonomy places the organism in Eukaryota, Viridiplantae, Streptophyta, Magnoliopsida, Solanales, Solanaceae. The coding region runs from base 197 to 2554 and encodes 785 amino acids. Gene Ontology annotation, molecular function: protein binding; protein kinase activity; ATP binding. The record is from RefSeq and is a predicted model, not a curated record. The transcript is spliced from 2 exons.
CAACAUCUGCCAACUCACAGAGCUCAAAGUUUUGUCCAUAUCUUACAACAACAUAACUGGACAGAUACCCAGAAAUAUUGGUUGUUUAUCCAAACUCGAGAUGUGUUUUAUUGGCCAUAAUCCAACAUAAGGGACUAUUCCCACUUCAUUGGGAAAUAUUUCCACACUGCAAUAUCUUCAUUGCGGAAGCAAUCACAUGGAGGGGCAAAUUCCUCCGGAAUUAGGGAAGCUAUCAAAUUUGAGGAAAUUAAGCUUUUCAGAGAAUUAUAAUUUUAUUGGUCAAAUUCCAGAGGCUAUUUUCAACAUAUCUUCUUUGGAAAUGAUUGAUUUCAGUAACAAUAACCUCUCGGGUAGAAUUCCAACCACUACAGGUCUUCAUCUUCCUAACCUUAAAGUACUUGAGUUGGGAGUCAAUCAGCUGGAAGGGGAAAUUCCAUUGUUCAUAACAAAUUCUUCCAAGCUUCAGAUACUAUCGCUAAUUGAUAACUUUCUCACAGGAACUAUUCCUACUAAUUUAGGAAAUCUUCGUGAGCUGCAAGAACUGUUCCUACAUACUAAUCAACUUACCAAUGAACCAAGAGAGUAUGAGUUGCGAUUUUUCAAUUCUUUGGCGGACUGUAGGAUGUUGAAAUAUCUACAAGUAGGUUCCAAUCUGUUGUAUGGCAUUCUGCCCAAUUCUAUUGGCAGUCUUUCAUCUACUAUUCAAAAAUUUGAAAUAGGAGAUGCACACAUCAAUGGAAUCAUCCCCACAAGUAUAGGCAACAUGACCGGUCUUACAUCCUUAAGCCUUGGCGGAAACAACUUGACAGGGAAUAUUCCUUCUGAGAUUGGUAAGCUUAAACAACUCCAAGGGUUGUAUCUAGAUAACAAUAAAUUGCAGGGACAUAUUCCAGAGGCAGUAUGCCAUUUAUCUAAUUUGGUUCAUUCUUAUCUAGAUAAUAAUGAGCUCUCUGGACUAAUUCCAGAAUGCUUAGGUAAUCUUAGCAUGCUACAAAAGCUUUUUUUGAGUUCCAAUAAAUUAUCAAAAAUUCCAGGGAACCUUUGGAAAAUGAGUGGUCUUCUCUAUCUAAGUGUGUCACAAAAUUCUAUAGAGGGAAAAAUUCCAUUAGAUAUUGGAGAACUGAAAGCCAUUGUAGAAAUACAUCUUUCUGGUAACCACUUUUCAGGCAUGAUACCAAGCACAUUCGGGGCACUCCAAAACCUGCAGUCUCUUGACCUAUCAAACAAUUCAUUCUUUGGCCAAAUUCCAUUAUCCCUUGCCAACUUGAUAAGCUUGGAAUUCUUGAAUUUGUCUUUAAAUGCAUUGUCAGGUAGUAUUCCUAUGUCUUUGGAAAAACUCUCAUACCUUAAAAGCAUUAAUGUUUCAUUUAAUGAUUUAGAAGGUGUAAUACCAAGUGGUGGUGUGUUUGCACAUUCCACUGUGCAAUCAUUUCUGGGGAACAAAGGUCUUUGCGGAAUGCACAUAUUGGAGAUUCCUGCUUGUGCUAUCACUAAUCCUGGAAAACAAUCAAAGCUUAAGGAGGUUCUACUAAAAAUUGUUACUCCUGUGGUUAUUUCAUCCUUGCUGAUAUUCUUGUUGGUUUCAAUUUGGAUAAUGAAACGACAGAAGAAAGAAAAGUGCAAAGAUGUUGAAAAGGUACUAGAGAUCAGGACUCAUCAAUUAGUUUCUUAUUACGACAUUCAACAAGCAACCAAUAAUUUUGAUGAAUUCAAUUUAAUUGGUGUGGGAAGUUCUAGCACUGUGUUCAAAGGCACAUUAUCUAGUGGAACUGCAGUGGCCAUUAAGGUUCUGGAUUUGGAAAAUGAGCAAGUAUGCAAGAGGUUUGAUACCGAAUGUGAAGUCAUGAGAAAUGUUAGACACAGAAAUCUUGUUCCAGUGAUUACUACUUGUUCUAGUGACUAUAUAAGAGCCUUUGUUCUGAAAUUUAUGCCCAAUGGAAGUCUUGAGAAUUGGUUGUACAAAGAAGAUCGCCACUUGAACCUUCAUCAAAGAGUUACUGUAAUGCUUGAUACAGCUAUGGCAGUUGAAUAUCUACAUCAUGGUCAUGUAACUCCAAUAGUUCAUUGCGACUUAAAGCCAGCCAACGUUCUUUUGGAUGAAGAUAUGGUGGCUCAUGUUGGUGAUUUUGGUAUCUCUAAAAUUUUAGCCAUAAGCAAGUCCAUGGCUUAUACAGAGACAUUGGGUACUCUUGGAUACAUUGCACCAGAAUAUGGCUCGGAUGGAAUAGUGUCUGCUAGUGGCGAUGUUUAUAGUUACGGCAUCAUGUUGAUGGAGGUUUUGACGAAAAGAAGGCCAACAGAUGAAGAGAUAUGCAAUGAAAAUCUUGACUUGAGGAAAUGGAUCACACAAUCAUUUUCAGGGAGUAUGAUGGACGUUGUGGAUGCCAAUCUUUUCUCCGAGGAAGAACAGAUCACUUCAGAAAGUGAAAUCUGCAUAGCGUCCAUGAUAGAAUUGGGUUUAGACUGCACAAAGGAAAUGCCAGAAUCAAGAAUAACCAUGAAAGAUGUAGUCACGAGGCUUAACAAAAUCAACAACACAUUUCUGGAAACAUAGAAGUCAGCAUCUCUUCCUGUUCUGCAAGUUCACAUGUUGCUUUUUGUUUGCCUGGUUUCUUUAGUCGAUUGUAAUUCAGAGUGUUGCAUUUCCCUUAUUUUUGAUUUCAGAUUUGAGUAUAGUUUUUAAUAUGGUUGAAUAAAAUUAAGAAAUAUUACGGA